GAAGAAGAAAAAGGUCCCGCCCAUCACGACGCAUGAGGAUGACGUCAUAAACGUAAACAAGAGCCCAUGACGAACAGACAGAUUCAAACAAGAGAGAUGAACGGACAAGCGGACGUCGAAGUUGACUACAAGAGGAAAUAUAAAAAUCUCAAGCGAAAAUUAAAAUUUCUUGUUUAUGAACAGGAAUGCUUCCAGGAGGAGCUGAGGAGAUCACAGAGAAAACUUCUCAAAGUUUCAAGAGACAAAAGCUUCCUCCUAGACAGAUUGCUACAGUAUGAGAGGGUAGAUGAAGACUCAUCAGAUUCAGAUGCUACAGUUUCUUCAGAAAACAGUGAAGGAGAAGGCCCCCGGGAGAGGGAAAGAGACGGAGCAAAGAAGCGAAGGAGUAGUCCUGGGGCGUGUCUUCCCUCAUCAUCCUCCCCUCAUCUCUCCCUGCUGUCCCGUUCUGGUGUAAAUCCCCUUCAGUCCUCGGGCUCUGGACCCUACCUCAACACUAUGCCCUUCCCACCAGAGUAUCUGGCUCCUCCAGCUGAACGCAUGAAGAAAGAGAGAAAAACAAAGACGCCUAAAAACAAGAAAGAGACUACUGGGAAGGUUGUUGCCCCAAUGUCAGCUAACUACCCAUCAGCCACUGCAGCCACGCCAGCAGCCAGCGGCCCUUUCAGCUGGGUCCCUAGACAGAUGCUCAGUGGAGAUGCGGCUGAAGAGGAGGGAGAGAGUGAUGGAGACAGCGACAGAGGAGACGAAGACAGAGGGGAGGGAGAUGAAGCUGAACUAGUCAUUGACAUUCCCAAUGAGUGAGCCUGACUGUGUGUUUGGAUGUAUUUAUUAGCAGAGGGAUUAAAGUAUUGUAAUCUGUAUGUGUGAGAGUAAAUGGCAUUUGACUUAAUGUUUUUCUGUGUUAAGUCACCCAUUUCACAUUUUCAAAAAAAAAGCUGCCAGGCUCCCCCCUGUGGACUUUUUCAGUAUUGCAAGAUCACUGUCAAUAAUUCUCCCUGAUAAAUGUUUUUUUUACGAAUUAUGUUAUACAUUUUAAUCUAUGAAAACAUUUUGUACAUUAUUUGGUAACUUUUGUAUUAUUAGGAAAUAGAUCUCAAGUGUUGCAUCAUCUUUGUUGUGACAGGCAGGUUUGAUCUACUUUGUGUUUUUUUCCUAUAAAAGUUGCCAUAUAUCAAAGCUA
Molecule: messenger RNA, 1180 nt
Organism: Labrus mixtus (cuckoo wrasse)
Lineage: Eukaryota; Metazoa; Chordata; Actinopteri; Labriformes; Labridae
Gene: ino80e
Product: INO80 complex subunit E
Exons: 8
Coding region: 67-801 (244 amino acids)
Biological process (GO): chromatin remodeling
Cellular component (GO): Ino80 complex; nucleus
Source: RefSeq, a predicted model, not a curated record